Molecule: messenger RNA, 540 nt
Organism: Blepharisma stoltei
Lineage: Eukaryota; Ciliophora; Heterotrichea; Heterotrichida; Blepharismidae
Source: the annotation of a GenBank genome assembly
AUGUCUCAGAAUUUAAUAAAGCCGGGAUUUGAUGUGCUUGUCUUCGGGGAUGAAAAUGUUGGAAAAUCAGCGAUUUUGAAUAAAUACUGUGCUGGAGACUUUGAAAUUAAUUCAGAAAUUCAAAGAUUGGAAAGCAAAAAUUGUAAUGAGCGGCAUAAGAUAAUUCAAGCAAAUCAUGAAAAUAUGCAAGUUAGCCUUUGGGAAUAUCAAAACUGGGCUAUGCAUGGGAUGCUCCCUCUAUUCUUUGGAAAACCUUAUGCAAUAAUUUUUUGCUAUGAUGUUACGAACAGAAAAUCUUUUAAAAAUAUAUCAAAUUGGAUAUCUAAAUUCGACGAAAGGUUGAUUAAAAAUUUUACUGGAAUUUUAGUAGGAAAUAAAUCUGACUUACCAAGAGAAAGAGGAGUCUCUUAUAAUGAAGGCAAAAAAUUGGCAGAAAAAUUGGGACUAUUGUUUAUGGAGACAUCUGCUGAAUAUUCAAAAAAUAUUGAUGAAAUAUUCAAUAUUUUACUAAGAAUCCUAGCUUUAAAUUUCGAUAGAUAA